Messenger RNA from Ipomoea triloba (trilobed morning glory), 864 nucleotides. Its product is annotated as probable WRKY transcription factor 75. The transcript is spliced from 2 exons. NCBI's taxonomy places the organism in Eukaryota, Viridiplantae, Streptophyta, Magnoliopsida, Solanales, Convolvulaceae. The record is from RefSeq and is a predicted model, not a curated record. The coding region runs from base 55 to 648 and encodes 197 amino acids. Gene Ontology annotation, molecular function: DNA-binding transcription factor activity; sequence-specific DNA binding. Gene Ontology annotation, biological process: regulation of DNA-templated transcription.
UUCACCAAUUCACCCUCUCUCUCUCUCUCUAUCUCUCUCUCUCUGACUAUAUUCAUGGAGGCCUACCCGACACUGUUUGGAUCGAGUUCUUCGUCGCCGUUAAGGUUGUCGCCUCAUUUGUCGCUGGCGAGCAUGGGAAAUCACGAGUACAUCAAGGAUGAUGCGGCACAGGGCGAUCUGCAGUUUCAUGGAGCUGCAAAAGGAAUGAAGGGGUUGUUGGAGCAGUUGAAACGCACGGAGACGGCUCCUACGUCGGACAUGAAAAGCCAUGGUUCCAGCAUUAGUACUAACAGUUUGGCGGCGGAGAGUGAGGCGAAAUCAUCAUCGGGUUACAAGAUCAAGAAGGGAGAGAAGAAGAUAAGGAAGCCUAGGUAUGCGUUCCAAACCAGGAGCCAAGUGGAUAUUCUCGACGAUGGUUAUCGGUGGAGGAAAUAUGGACAGAAGUCUGUCAAGAACAACAAAUUCCCAAGGAGCUACUAUAAGUGCACGCAUCAAGGGUGUAACGUGAAGAAGCAGGUUCAGAGGCUGUCUAAGGAUGAAACCGUUGUCGUGACAACCUACGAAGGCAUGCAUUCUCAUCCAAUUGAGAAGUCCACUGAUAACUUCGAACACAUUCUCAGUCAGAUGCAAAUCUAUGCCUCCUUUUGAUUUAAUCCUUUCUUUGCUAGCUUAUUUCAUUCAAUCCUUUUUCUUUCUUCUUUUUACUUAGUUUCAAAUGGCUGUAUAUUAUAUUGCUUCCGAUUACUUGAACUGUCUCCAUGCUAAUAAUCUAUAUUUAUAAAGCCAAACCCUAAACUAAAGUUUGUCUUAUUAAUUAACAUUGAUUACAAUAAAAGUGUUCAAUGGUUGUUGUUGUUGUUGUUA